Musa acuminata subsp. malaccensis (wild Malaysian banana) is the source of this 2438-nucleotide messenger RNA. RefSeq names its product acyl-CoA-binding domain-containing protein 6. Gene Ontology annotation, molecular function: fatty-acyl-CoA binding; protein binding. NCBI's taxonomy places the organism in Eukaryota, Viridiplantae, Streptophyta, Magnoliopsida, Zingiberales, Musaceae. Gene Ontology annotation, cellular component: cytosol. The record is from RefSeq and is a predicted model, not a curated record. Gene Ontology annotation, biological process: lipid transport.
UCCAAGCAUCGUACCGAAGGCAAGCAAGCAAAUUGACUUUAGAUCGAGACGACCUCUCUCCCACUCCUCGCUAAGAAAUAGAGAGCGUGACUCCGCCCUUGGCUUCUCUAUAAAGACUCCCACCCCGCCCUCGGUCGCCUCUUCUUUCGCUUCUUGAAUUAAGCUCGCGUUUUCCUUUUGGGGAGGACGAAUGGCUUCGGCCGGCCUUGCUUACCCCGAUAGGUUCUACGCCGCCGCCGCCUACGCCGGGUUCGGCGGAUCUCCCCAAUCGUCAGCGGCGGGCGCCUCUAGGUUCCAGAAUGACGUCGCCCUCUUGCUCUAUGGCCUGUACCAGCAGGCAACCGUUGGACCUUGCACUGAUCCAAAACCGAGAGCAUGGAAUCCUGUGGAGCACAGCAAAUGGACGAGUUGGCAUGGACUUGGAAACAUGGCUUCAACCGAAGCAAUGCGUCUGUUCGUGAAAAUUUUGGAGGAAGAGGAUCCUGCUUGGUAUUCAAGGGUUCCUGAACUAGCAGCAGAAUCUGUUGUAGAUGUUGAAAUGCUCAAACCAAAAGUUGAGCCAGCUACUGUGUCAGCAUCGGAAAAUGGAGACUCCUUACCUGAGACAAAAACUAUUUCAACAGAAAAUGGACUUCUGUUGGAGACACAGGACAAGGAUGUUGUAAUGGAGGGUCUUGGCUUAGUCAGUAUAUAUGAUCAAUGGGUUGCUCCAUCAGUAUCUGGACAACGCCCUAAGCCUCGUUAUGCGCAUGGAGCAGCUGUUCUACAAGAAAAAAUGUAUAUCUUUGGUGGAAAUCACAAUGGUCGUUACCUUAGUGAUGUCCAGGUUCUGGAUUUGAAAAGCUUGACAUGGUCAAGAAUAGAAGCUAAGGCACUUGCAGGGUCCUUGGAUUCCUCAACCACUGGUUCAGUUGCGCCCUCUGCUGGCCAUUCCUUGAUUCCUUGGGGUGACAAAAUUUUAUCUAUCGGAGGGCACACCAAGGAUCCAUCUGAGACAAUUACAGUGAAGGAAUUUGAUCCUCAAACUUGUCUCUGGUCGAACUUAAAGACAUAUGGGAAACCACCGAUUUCUCGAGGAGGCCAAUCGGUCACCCUUGUUGGGAACACUUUGGUUAUAUUUGGAGGCGAAGAUGCUAAGAGAUCUCUUCUAAAUGACUUGCACAUUCUUGACUUGGAAACUAUGACCUGGGAUGAUAUUGAUGCCAUUGGUACACCUCCGGCCCCAAGAUCGGACCAUGCUGCUGCUUGCCAUGCAGAUCGGUACCUUUUAAUUUUUGGUGGUGGAUCUCAUGCCACAUGCUUUAAUGAUCUUCAUGUCCUUGACUUGCAGACUAUGGAAUGGUCAAGACCAAAGCAGCAGGGUGUGACUCCCGGCCCACGAGCUGGCCAUGCUGGUGUAACCGUGGGGGAAAACUGGUUCAUUGCUGGAGGUGGUAAUAAUAUGAAUGGGAUCUCUGAGACACUUGUUCUGAAUAUGGCCACAUUAGUCUGGUCAGUUGUCACCACUGUUCAAGGACGUGUGCCCCUUGCUAGUGAGGGUUUAAGCUUGGUAACAAGCACCUACAAGGGAGAAGAUUUUCUUGUGUCAUUUGGAGGUUAUAAUGGGCGUUAUAGCAAUGAGGUCUAUGUUCUUAAACCAAGCCACAUCUCAGAUCUGCAGUCGAGGAUGAUAGAUGGGCCUGUGUCAGACACCAUUGCUGCAGUGCUUCCAACAACAAAUACAAGUAGGGACAUGGAACCUGAGAUUGAAGGAGCUCAAGAUAAAAAGAUAAAGGAAAUUGAGAUGGACAAUGGUGAUUCAGAGCUGAAUAUUAGAAAUGAAGAAACAAUAGAAAGAAUUGUGGAAAGCCUGAAGGCAGAGAAAGAAGAACUAGAAUCAACAUUUAACAAAGAGCAAUUGCAGAAUCUCCAAAUUAAGCAAGAGCUAGCUGAAGCUGAGUCUAGAAACACUGAACUCACAAAGGAGCUUCAGUCCGUUCGUAGUCAGCUUGCUGCUGAACAGUCAAGGUGCUUUAAACUUGAGGUUGAUGUCGCAGAACUACGACAGAAGUUACAAGCGAUGGAAGCGCUAGAGAAGGAAGUUGAGUUGCUUCGACGGCAGAAGGCAGCUUCUGAACAGGAAGCUCUGAGUGCUAAGCAGAGGCAAGAUUCGGGUGGAUUAUGGGGUUGGCUUGCUGGAAGCCCACCACCGGAGAAAUAAAUCUCAACUCCCCCUAAAAGCCAUAACCGUCCAUAAUAGCUAUUCGUUAUCAUCAUCUGUUGCUUACAAGUCAAUGCGAUCUUCACUAAGCCUGUAGAAUCCCUCAGUUCAGUCAUUUCUUUUCUUCCUUUUUUUUUUUUAAAUCUCUUUCUAUUUUUCUUUCUCGUGUUCAUUCCAAAGUGAUCACAAUAAUUGAUGAGAUUUUAUCUUAUACCAAAUUUGUUCUUCUUGUGCUCCA